This is a messenger RNA of Populus nigra (black poplar), 2491 nucleotides long. RefSeq names its product phytosulfokine receptor 1-like. Gene Ontology annotation, molecular function: protein binding. The coding region runs from base 277 to 2325 and encodes 682 amino acids. The record is from RefSeq and is a predicted model, not a curated record. The transcript has a single exon. Lineage: Eukaryota; Viridiplantae; Streptophyta; Magnoliopsida; Malpighiales; Salicaceae.
AUGAAAUGGACCGUUCAAAAAUAAUUUUCUUUCUCAAGACAAAAGUGUAAAAAGUCAAGCUUGAAGUAAUUCACUUGAUGACUUCUAAUACUGGGCUCCAAGUCAGGCAUAGAAAACACAUACAUGACAUGGAAGGGUAAAGACUCAACUGCAAAAGCAAUGGAAGGAGUAGAAGGAAAAGGAAAACAAACAAUCAUGCCCUUAUGCUUAAACUAUUCCAUUUUAGACACCAAAUCUUCACUUCACUGGUUUCUUUUCUUUGAUACUUGGUGAAAAAUGCAAUACUCGUACCUUUGUUUCACCUUCAUCUUGUUGACAAUCAGUUUCAAGGCUCCCUUCACAAGAUCUGAGAAUUUCUCAUGCAAUUCAAAUGAUCUUAGAUCCUUAACUAGCUUCUCCAGUUCCAUAGACUAUGGGCUUGAUUGGAAUACGUCAGACUCAAAUUGUUGCACUUGGAUAGGAGUCACCUGUGACAAUUCCACUGUUUCGAGUAAAAGGGUAGUCAGGUUAGAACUUGGGAGCAAAAGACUCAGAGGAAUAAUUAACGAGUCCUUGGCAGGUUUGGAUCAGCUGAGUAUACUGAACCUCUCACAGAAUUUCCUUCAUGGAUACCUUCCAGCCAGAUUACUCCACCUGCAGAAUCUUGAGAUCAUUGACUCGAGCAAUAAUGAUCUUGUCGGUCCAUUACCAGGAGGUAACAAUUUAUCCUCGAUCAGGUAUGUUGACAUUUCAAGGAACAAUUUUAACGGUUCUGUCGAUGCAGCACUUUGUGAGAGCUCAUCAUAUAUUCACACGCUCAAUCUUGGAAACAACUAUUUCACUGGUGAAGUUCCAGCAAACUUUGGAAGGUGUUCUUCUCUGCAGCAACUCUUUCUUAAUGACAAUCACCUCUCAGGAAAUCUCCCCAAAAGCCUCUGGCAACUGCGAAAUCUUCGUAUAUUGCACCUUCAGCAUAAUUUAGUUUCUGGGCCACUAAAUGAUGAGAUUGGUAAACUUUCCAACCUUGUGGAAUUGGAUAUCUCCUCCAAUAAGUUUUCUGGAAUUCUUCCAGAUGUUUUUGAGAGGCUUAAGCUUGAGAAUUUCCUUGCCGGCUCAAACAACUUCAGUGGGCAUUUGCCCAUGUCAUUGGUAAAUUCUCCAUAUAUUGUAAUUCUGAAUUUGAACAACAACACCCUUAAUGGUCCAAUCAAUCUCAAUUGUUCUGCAAUGGUUCAUCUCACCUCUGUCGAUCUUGGUUCUAAUAAUUUCCAUGGUCCGCUGCCUGAUGUUAUAUCCUCUUGCCAGAGACUGACCAAUCUGAAUCUUGCUCGUAAUAACCUUGGUGGUGAAGUUCCUUUUGCGUUCAAGAAUCUCCAAGCCCUAAGAUCCCUCUCACUCUCAAACAACAGCCUUGUUAACAUAUCAUCAGCCCUAGCAAUUCUACAACAUUGCAGAAACUUAACUUCACUGUUCCUUAGUUUUAACUUUCACGGUGAAAAAAUGCCCAGAAAUGUGAAUUUUCACUUCAGGAACCUCAGGGCACUUGCUAUUCCUUAUUGUGAACUUACAGGUUCCAUGCCAACGUGGCUGAGUGGCAGCAAGAUGUUGCAACUUUUGGAUUUGUCAUGGAAUAGACUGUAUGGAACUAUUCCCUUCUGGUUCCAUGAGUUCAAGUAUCUCUUUUACAUGGAUCUGUCGAACAAUUCUUUCACUGGUGAAAUACCUGAGAGCUUGACAGAGCUACAGGGCCUGAUCAACAUGAAAAUAUCAUCAGAAGGACUUUCUUUAGGCUUCCCACUUUUCUCGUUCGUAGCAGAUGGUGCAAAACUCAAGUAUAAAGGUAUUUGGGGCUUUCGACCAACUUUGGACUUGAGUUACAAUAAGCUCACAGGAACCUUAUGGCCAGGUUUUGGAAAUUUGAAAGAACUCCACGUUCUGAAGCUGAAAGAAAAUCAUCUCUCAGGAACCAUUCCCGAUAGUUUCUCAGGCAUGACAAGCUUGGAAGUUUUGGACUUAUCUUAUAAUGAUUUAUCAGGAGAAAUACCUCUCUCACUGGAAAAGCUCAGUUUUCUGUCGAAGUUCAGCAUUGCAUACAAUCAAUUGCAAGGAGAUAUCCCUUCAGGAGGCCAGUUCCUGACAUUUCCACCUUCAAGCUUUGAGGGAAACAAAGGUCUGCGUGGACAACAGCUUACUCCUUUUCAGCCUCAGCAGGCUCCUCAUGAUGUUCAGCUGGCUGAUGAAGAAAUGACUAUAAUCGGUUUGCAAUUUGGACUUGGAGUCAUGACUGGGUUCCUUUUCACUGUCACCUUAUGCUUCGCAUCCGGCUGGGUGUUUGCAAAGACAUGAUAAACAAGCAUCAAAAUCAGUGAGUUGAGCACCAAAUGUAGCAGGAAUUAAAUCUAAACAGAAGUGGCCAUAAUGGCAUUUAGAUCUGACAAGGAAGGUGGCCCUUGUCAUUUUUGUAAAUGUGGAUUUGGGAAGUUCUAUGUAAUAUAUCUCCUGUUUCUUCUCA